AUUUUAUUAAAGGCAUAUACAUAUGUAUGUAUGUAUGUAUAAAUGAACGCUAUAUAUCGCAGACCUCACAGUUGAAGAAACAAUUCAAUAUUGAAACCAAGAAGUAACUGACUAAUCAUCAAAUACGAAAAAAUAUCGAAAUUAUUAAUGAGAAACGAGAAAUUCCGAGCGAGCACUGGUGCGCGAAAAAAGAUUUUUAUGUCAUCAAUAUUCGAUAUAAUUAUGCGAUCCAAAGCUUUUGCACGCAGACUCAAUCAAGGCAAUAGUGGCGACGAGUACGAAGCGGCGGCAGUGCGACACCUCAAUUUUGUGCCAUUCUCCAAUCACCACUUCAAUCACCAACUCCCCCUGCAGCAUCACCUCCACCAACAACAAACACACCUGCCAACGACACCACUGACAGCGAGCACCGCACAACCGUCGUUGAAUUACGAACGCGGCGAACACAAGCGCGAGAGCGGUGACCUAAACGUCGCUAAUGUCAACGCCAGCGCCAACGUCAACGCCAAUACAAUUUUACAAAACGGCCACAAUAGUGCGGCGUCAUACGAUUUGGAAGCAUCGCCACUUUAUGCGACACCUAUUGGGGCGGCAUAUCACAAUCAUCAACAGCAGCAGCAACACAAUCACAAUAACAACAAACAAGGCAUUAACUUGCAGUCACCACAACAAAACCAACAACACCUGCCGACACAAACCCUCGCAGCAGCGGCAGCCGCCACGUCCGCAACAACGCCCGCCUCAGCGUCCGGUACAGCGCAUCCAAUGUACAACUCAUUCUUUGGCAGUAAAGCGCACGCGGAAGACUUCUUCACGCAGCUGGCGCGUUUGCGUGGACGCGACGAUUCCGUAAAUGGUUUGGAUAUACAGGAGCGCGGCGUCUACGCGAAGGUGCGGCUCAGCCGCGGUACGCGUUACGGCCCAUUUGUGGUGAAGCUGUGCAGCGAGCCGACGGCGCCCAGCCUGGCUUGGGAGGUCAUUGCAGGUCCACAUUUCCGCGGCUGGUUGGAACCGUCACAUGAUGUUGCGACGUGGCUGCGUAAAAUACGCGCUGUCGACAAUGAUGGAGAGGCUAAUCUGAAGAACUUCCUGGUGGCAGGAUAUCUUUGGUAUGAAACAAAUCGUGAUAUAAACGCCGGCGAGGAAAUCACCAUCGAUGGACGGCCGCGCACACCCAUACACCUAAACGAUGGCUUCGCCAAUGGCGCCGAUGCGGGCACGUUAAACGCGACGAGUGGCUCGCUGCAAGGCGAUGAUAAGAGCGAACGUGAUAAUGGAUCUCUCUACAGUGGCGGCAACACCACAGGCGACGACGAGUACAACCGUGACCGUUCGUUUAGCGAGAAAGCGGAUUGCCUUGAUUUGACCGACGACGAAAACGGUUUCGACAUACGUUGUGAAGUUUGUGAUAAAACAUUUCCGGAGCUAGACGAGUUGGACCAUCAUUUGGUUGCUAAGCACUCGUUUCGUAAAGACGAGUUUCCCUGUGAGUUGUGCAACAAGCCAUUUUGUCAUCGUCCUUUAUUACUGAAGCAUCGCGCCUUAGAGCACAACGAAGUUCGAAAGUAUCCCUGUGAGAAUUGCCCAAAGGUAUUUCGUGAUCCAUCGAAUUUACAGCGGCAUAUUCGUGCCAACCACAUCGGUGCCAGAAGUCACGCGUGUCCGGAGUGCGGAAAAACAUUUGGUACAUCGUCCGGCCUCAAGCAGCACACGCACAUCCACUCAUCGGUGAAGCCGUUCCAGUGUGAGGUGUGUUACAAGGCGUAUACGCAAUUCUCGAAUUUAUGCCGUCACAAGCGCAUGCACGCCGAUUGUCGCAUGCAAAUCAGAUGUCCUAAGUGCGGCCAGAGCUUCAGCACGGGUACCUCGUUAACCAAGCACAAGCGUUUUUGUGACCCCACCAACGUGCCGCUGCCACCACAGCCCGUCUCAGCCGGAUCCGGUGUGAAUUUGCCACCACAUUUGCCGACGCACCAGCAGCAAGUCAUGCAGUCUCGCGUCUUACAAUCGAUGAAUGCGGCCGUCGCCGCCGCCACUGGUAAUACCAAUGGUACAGGCGCUGGUCUGCCCGGUAGUGGCAUGUCGCCAGCCGACCAUCCGUUCGUGCUGUUUCCGCCGUUCUUUCCGAAUUUUCCAGCCGCAGCCGCUGCUUACGGAUUGCCGGGCAUAUUUCCGCCAAGUUCAGCGCAGGCAACCAACUUCCCGUUUUUGUUUCCGAAGACCAAUUUGGAUAUGUGCAUGCCGGGUAUGCCGACGCCAAGUGGUCACAAUACAUUCAGCAGUUUGCCGUCUAUGAAAGCUAGACGGCUCCACAAUUUGAACGCUGGCGAGGGUAUGCGAUCGGGCGACGUAUCACCGCCGUCGAGUGAGCACAGUCUGAAGCAAUCGAAUAGUAAUGCUAAUGCCACACUAAGUCUAGCCACGGAUACUGAUGAGGAUGGCAAAGUAGCCACACCACUUGCGCUGACGUUGGCUUCUAAUUCACCCAAUUUUAACAACAAUCAAAACAGUUUCUCCACACACAAUCCAAGUGAUGAGGAUACCAGCUCGUCUGUUGAACUAAAGAUCACACAAAAUGAUGACGUCGACGUGCAGGAGCAAGAAGAAGUUGAGGAGCCAGCAGAUAUGUCAAAGUUUGAGACCAGCACCAGCAAACUUAUGGAAGAUGAUAAGAAAUCGAUUGAUAUAAUGAGCACUCCACCGCCCGCAGACCCGUCGGAUGAAGAAAACAGCAAAGCCACCAAUAGCGCCGCUGCUGCGGAACUGCCACUCGAUUUGAGUAUAGGCCGCAAGCGCGCACGAACCGCCAGCUCCAGCUCAACUGCCGACACACAAUCGGUACAUAGCGAACGCUCCAGCAAUCAGGCCACGCAAGCCGAGCACAAGUCUGAUUGCGAGCAGCAGCCGGAGUCUAACCUAAUACGCGCACAUCACCAUAAAUUACUCAAGCGUUCAAGCCACAAAAUAUCAAACCGUCGUUGCGAGAAGCUCAGUCGUACACCCUCGAUUACUGCCUCGCCUGGACCGACACCAUCACCUUCGCCACCCAGCAAAGAGCAAGUCAAUUUAUUGUCAAACGAUGUCAAUUCCUCAGCGUCGGCCGACUUUGAUUGCUUGCAACCGUUAGAACGAAAUCCGCUUUUCUUGGAGGAGAUCUAUCAUCGUUCGCGCACGUUAAACGAUAUCUUUCCACGCCCGUUUCCUUUUUUAGGGCCAAUGGGCGGACGGCCAGCCUUUGAUAGAGCAUUACAAUGCUCUGACAUGCCGUUUCCGCCCGAACCGGUUUUUCGCAAAAAUCUACUACCUGCCGGUCUCAUCGGCAGCAUGUUGGCCACGGCCUCCGGCAAAAUCAAGGAUCGCUACACAUGCAAGUACUGUGGCAAGGUAUUUCCGCGUUCAGCCAAUUUGACACGUCACGUGCGCACACACACCGGCGAACAGCCCUACACGUGUAAGUAUUGCGAUCGUGCCUUCAGCAUUUCGUCGAACUUGCAACGUCAUGUACGUAACAUACACAAUAAGGAGCGUCCGUUCCGCUGUCAUCUGUGCGAUCGCUGUUUUGGUCAGCAAACGAAUCUCGACCGACAUCUGAAGAAACACGAGGCCGACACGAACGGUUUGGGUAUUGGUUUCGGCGACUCGCCCUCCUCCAAUGAGGCAGAUCGUGAGGACAACUAUCUCGAUGAGAUACGCUCCUUCAUGGGCCAAGGCACAUACAGCGAAGAACAGUACACGCCGACGAGUAUUGGUGGCGCCGAAAACGACACUGACUAUGCGGGCAGCGAUGCAGACGUGGAGUUGUCCGUCUCGCGUUCAUCGUCAGUCGAUGCUGUGAUGGCUAGUGGUAGUGUUGAGGAUGCCGUGCACGUUAAGCAAGAGCCGUCGGCAGAUGCGACGAAAAGCAGCGACGCGGUCGAUGUAAGCUCGUAAGCGAACGGAAAGGGUUGCGAAAGGAUGCGAAGUGUAGCUUAGAAGGUGUUAAGUGUUUUGUGUAAAAAUUACAUAAUUAACGGUCGUUGUCGUUGUGUGGGUAGAACGCACAUAUUUCGUUGCGCAGUUGCGCGCUGAGUUCUGGAACGUUUACGUCUAUUACGUCAAUAGUGAUAAAACUGCGUGUAUUUGCUCGUGACAUACUAUCAAACAGCUGUGUUGAAAAUAUUAGCAUAACGAAUUUUAAGUGUAUAAAUCAUAAUUGUUGGACAUAAAAAUACAGUUUCACACACAUUCAUACUUACGUGUGUGUAUGUGUGUGCGUAUAUAGUAUUUAGCUGAGCGCAUUAUAUGCAAAGUAUCUAAACUACAGUUGUUUUUGUAAUAAGUUUUGUUAAAUUUACUAGAAUGUACUAUUAAAUCUAAAUGAAUUCUUGAUUAGCUAGCAAAAGUCAGGAAAGUUGAAAAUCAAUUUUU
Bactrocera dorsalis (oriental fruit fly) is the source of this 4407-nucleotide messenger RNA. RefSeq names its product transcription factor hamlet. Gene Ontology annotation, cellular component: nucleus. Bases 148 to 3930 code for a protein of 1260 amino acids. The record is from RefSeq and is a predicted model, not a curated record. Lineage: Eukaryota; Metazoa; Arthropoda; Insecta; Diptera; Tephritidae. The transcript is spliced from 8 exons.